This is a messenger RNA of Theobroma umbraticum, 696 nucleotides long. RefSeq names its product large ribosomal subunit protein uL29. Lineage: Eukaryota; Viridiplantae; Streptophyta; Magnoliopsida; Malvales; Malvaceae. The record is from RefSeq and is a predicted model, not a curated record. Gene Ontology annotation, molecular function: mRNA binding; structural constituent of ribosome. Gene Ontology annotation, cellular component: ribosome; cytosolic large ribosomal subunit. Gene Ontology annotation, biological process: maturation of LSU-rRNA from tricistronic rRNA transcript (SSU-rRNA, 5.8S rRNA, LSU-rRNA); translation.
GAAACGAUAAAACCCUUUAAUUUUAGGGUUUCAUCAAAAGAACAGAGGAAACCGCCGUUGCAGUCCCAGCAGAAGAACAGCGAAAGAAGCGAUGGCGAGAAUCAAGGUCCAUGAGUUGAGACAGAAAUCAAAAACUGAGCUUUUGGCUCAGUUGAAAGAUCUCAAGGCUGAACUUGCUCUUCUUCGCGUUGCUAAAGUUACCGGUGGCGCACCUAACAAGCUUUCCAAGAUAAAGGUGGUGAGGCUGUCAAUUGCUCAGGUGUUGACAGUAAUCUCACAGAAGCAGAAGGCCGCACUGAGGGAGGCAUAUAAAAAUAAGAAGUUCUUGCCCCUUGAUCUGCGUCCCAAGAAGACCAGAGCCAUCAGGAGAAGGCUGACCAAGCACCAGGCAUCAUUGAAGACUGAACGGGAGAAGAAGAGGGAGAUGUACUUCCCGAUGAGGAAGUAUGCCAUUAAGGUGUAGGCUAGGAUCUUUCAGAUAGUAUUCUAUUUACAAAUCCAUUUGCCCUUUUACUUACUAGUGUCAUAUUUGUGAAACCUGAGUUUUGAUUUUGUUCAAUUUCAUGUUUGUCAACUUUUCCUUUUGUGCAAAACCAAGAUGCCCAUCUUUUUGAUGGAAGUAGUAAUUGAAUGAGGGAUAUUUGCUUUUGUUGAUGGGGUGAUUUUGAUUAAGGAAUGAAAACCCGUUAGCUUGAA